Molecule: messenger RNA, 2601 nt
Organism: Maudiozyma barnettii
Lineage: Eukaryota; Fungi; Ascomycota; Saccharomycetes; Saccharomycetales; Saccharomycetaceae
Gene: SRC1
Product: Src1p
Exons: 2
Coding region: 1-2601 (866 amino acids)
Cellular component (GO): nuclear inner membrane
Molecular function (GO): chromatin binding
Source: RefSeq, a predicted model, not a curated record
AUGUCUGAGGAUUAUUUACAAAAGGGGUUCGAUUAUAUGAACCUGAAGGUCUCUGAACUACGAAGGAUUCUACAGGAAAAUAACAUUGUUUAUCCACAAUCUGGUAAAAAGGCAAGAUUACGUGCAAUAUAUGAAGAUAAGUUAAUACCGAUGAUUCCAGAGAUUAUUCAAAGAAGAGAAAACGACUUAUCAACUACACCUACUCCAAAGAAGAGAAAAAGAAGUGAACUGGAAACAAAUGAUCAGAAAGAGGAAAAUGAUAGUAACUCUUCCGUUUCUUCCUCGUCGUCCUCCCAACAUGAAACAAAUAGUAUAGUGAAGAGAACAGUCACUUCAUUCACUGAUGAUGAUGAUGAUGAGUCCAUGUCAUCGAAGGAUUCGUUAAGGAAUGUUGUGGUUCCUCAGAAAAUUUCUACCCCAGUAUCAAAGAAACGUAAGACUACAGAUAAUAGUAGAAGUAGUACGGGAACGCCUAUUGCCAAUAAAGUACAAAAAAAGAAUCUAUCGUAUACAGCUGGACAUAGAGCCGAUAUUUCUUCAUUACCAUUAUUAUCUUCUGAUGAUAACGAAGAUAAUGAUAACAGUAAAGAUGACUCUAUUUCUGCGAAUAUAACGAAUCAUGGGAAACAGAAUCAACAAACUCCAGUAUUUGAUUUUUCAGUACAGAGGAGAACCUUAUCACCAGAUUUGAAUAAAUUGAAAGUAUCGUCUGGUUUUGCUGAAAGAUUAAUAUUCGCAAAGAAUUAUGCUAAUGAUCAUAAUAAUGAUGACAACGAUGAUGGGGAAGUAUCAAAAUCGAAUGAACCUAUGAAAGUGACAGAUACCUUGAAUAUUAGGUCAGGGAAACCAACUUUCCAAUUACAACCAUCUAUUGAAAUUUCUGAUUCCAGUGGAAGUGAUUCGGAUGAUAAUAAACCAGAAACAAAAUCUCCAUCUUAUAAUAAAUCAUUAGAAAAUCAAGGUAUUACAGAUAAGGGUAUUGAACCAAAUGUAGAUGAUAAUAUAGAGAAUUCAUAUAAUGAUAAAUUUCAGCAAUUGGAACAUAAAAGAGACGAGCUCAAGGAAGAACUCGAGGAUUACAACGAAGAGAGAGAGGAGCUCGAAGAAGAACUUGAAGAACAAAGAGAAAAAUCUGAACUAGAUGAAGAAGAUGAAGUUGCUGAACUUGAUAAUGAAGUAGAACAUCAACAGGAAGAACAGCAAAAUUUAGCAUUAGAAUUGGAUAAUGAGUUGGAUGAUGAAUCUGAGAAAGAUGCAAAUAAUACUGAAUAUGAGAAGUUACAUCAACGCCCAGAUGAAGAAUUACAAAAGGAAAAUUCAAAGAAAAUUACUAUUCCUAUUGAUCAAAAAGAUAAUGAGGUUGAUAAUAUGAAAAUUAAAUCAGUUACAAGUAAAACAAGAAAUACUUCUGUCUCCUUUGCUGCUCGCUUCUCCAAAUUUUUGUUUAACUUAGUUUUAUUUGCUAUUUCUCUGAUCGUUUUAUCUAUUCCAAUUCUACUGGGUCUAUGGUACAGAGAGCAACGAGUUACUGUUGGUUAUUGUGGAUAUGAAAGACAAUGUCAAACAUUACUUGACAUAUACCCAUCGGUUGAACAAUUAAGUUAUAUUGAUGAUCUAUUAAAAGAAUACACUCCAAAAUGUAUUCCUUGUCCUGAAAAUUCUAUUUGCUAUCCAUAUUUAAAAUUAAGAUGUAGGCCAGGGUAUACGCUUCAGAAAUCCAAAUUAAGUUUGUUCGGAUUAAUACCCAUGAGUGAUAGUUGUGUCAAAGAUGAUAAAAGAGAACAGAUAGUUAGAGAAAUGGUUCAAAAGUCAUUAGAAUUUUUAAGAACAAAAAACGCAGAAAUCUCAUGUGGGGAGAAUGAGAACGAUAUAGAAAGUGGAAUUUCUCAAAUAGAUUUAUACAAUAUAUUUUCGGAAUCCCGCGCACCAUGGAUUGACAAUGAAGAAUAUGAAAAGUUGUGGGAAGAAGCAUUACAAAAUCUUGAGAAUAAACCUGAGAUUAUUAUGAGGCAAUUACUCCAAGAUGGAUCUGACAUUCCAUUCAACACCGACUUCGACAUACCCACCGAUGACUUUCAAUGGGAGGAGGGAUAUAUUCAACAAACAAAAGGGACUAAAGAAGACAAAUAUAUUCGAUCUACAAGCAAGAAAUACGUCGGGUUAAGAUGUAGAUUUGAAAAAGAAAUUAGUCAAACCUACAAUGAGUAUAAAGCUACUAUUUGGUUUAUUUGUUUGAUUCUUGUGAUGAUACAAUACGUCAAGUAUAAACUAAAAUCUUAUUUCGAUCAAAAAGCUAAGAUUGUUGAACUAACUGAGGAAACAUUAGUAAAAUUGAAAAAGAAUAAACAUAAAAAUCCACCUUAUAUCAGUACGGUCCAGUUACGUGAUAUUUUACUUAAUGAUGUGACAAACCUUAAGGAAAGGAACGACCUAUGGAACGAAGUAACAAAAAGGUUGGAGGCAAAUAAUACUAAUAUUAAAUCUAGUCUAAAGGAAAUCCAUGGUGAUAUUAUGAAAUGUUGGGAGUGGAUCGGUCCAAUUGAAACAAAUGAAGAACGAAGAUCUAGUGUAGAAGCAUUUCCACUGAACGAAAAAGAAUAA